GCCGCACACUCCGUGCUUGUGGAAGUUGUCAUGGAGAUAGAACCGUCCCCGGCGUCUGCUCGCUGGGGUGUUGCCAUGGAGAUCCCGGCUCGAGGUCCGCUCACGGCAGUGCUGGAGGAAGAGAGCAUCUCGCGGCUGGGGUCCGAGAAGCGAAUUCAGGACCUUGGAGAGAAGCGGUGCCGAGGACCCCCUUUCAGCCAAGGGAACUACUACAUGCUCAUAGUGAUCGGAGAGAUAGCGACAGACCACCAGCUGCAACGCGCCAGAGACCACUUAGAGCGGGGGAUCCGCUCCUGGGACGUCAGCCUCAAGUCAUGUGACCUGGACCAUCAGCUGCAGCUGUUUGUGACGCGUCACUCCGCACAGUUCUCCGCAGAGGUUAGAGGACAACGGACUCUCCGCCACAAAAGUGAUGUCCUAGAGACUGUGGUGUUAGUCAACCCAUCCGAGGAUACGGUUGCUUUAGAGAUCCAGUCUCUUGUCACAGACUCAGCAGGACAUAAGCUCUUGGUCCUGAGUGGGCAGAACUCAGACCACGGUGACCUGCUUCUCCAAAGUGGAGUUUUCACCUAUCAGAGCUUCUCACAAGUCUUUGCUGAUCCUGGGGUCAGUGAUUUGCUGGGCGAAGCGGCCCCCGAGCAGCGGGCCACACUCACUGUGUCCUGCCGAGCGGAGGUGGGUUGGAGCUCCCUGGGUCAGCAGCAGCACUUACGGGAGUUCCUUGAGUACAGACUGAACCCUGAGCCUGUGCUCCCCAAGAUGGAGGGAGUCACAGAGUUCACGGAGUACAUCUCCGAGACGGUAGACGUGCCUUCGCCCUUUGACCUCCUGGAGCCGCCCACAUCUGGAGGCUUCCUGAAACUGUCCAGGCCCUGCUGCUAUGUCUUCCCUGGGGGGAGGGGCGACUCGGCCCUGUUUGCGGUCAAUGGCUUCAACAUUCUAGUGGAUGGAGGCUCUGAAAGGAAAUCAUGCUUCUGGAAGUUGGUCAGACACUUGGACCGCAUCGACUCGAUUUUACUCACUCACAUUGGCGCAGACAAUCUGCCAGGCAUCAACGGGCUUCUUCAAAGGAAAAUAGCAGAGCAGGAGGAGGAACAGUCACAAGGCUCUGCUAGCUACAGCGACUGGAUGAAGAACCUGAUCUCUCCAGAGCUCGGUGUGAUCUUCUUCAAUGUACCCGAGAAGCUACGUAUGCCAGAAUCAAACCUAAAGGUCAAGCGUAGCAUCGAGGAGGCCUCACUCACGUUGCAGUACCUCAACAAACUGGGAAUCAAGCCGGAGCCUCUCUGUAGACUGGUCAGUAACCCUGUUGAGCCUUUAACUCUUUUCCAUAAGAUGGGAGUGGGCAAGUUAGACAUGUAUGUUCUGAACCCCGUCAAGGACAGUAAAGAGAUGCAGUUUCUCAUGCAAAAGUGGGCGGGUAACAGCAAGGCCAAAACUGGCAUUGUGCUCCCCAAUGGAAAAGAGGGAGAAAUAUCUGUACCUUACCUGACGUCAGUUACAGCAUUAGUCGUCUGGCUUCCUGCCAAUCCUGCAGAAAAGAUUGUCAGAGUGCUGUUCCCAGGAAACGCACCACAAAACAAAAUCCUGGAGGGCCUGGAGAAAUUAAAGCACCUUGACUUCUUGCGAUACCCGGUAGCCACACAAAAAGACAUUGCCUCAGGAGCUCCACCUGCUGUUGUAAAACAGACAAAGCUGAAGCAAAGGACAGACAGCAAAGAGAGUCUCAAAUCAUCUCCCAAGACUACCAAAUCCCCAAAGAAAGAAGCAGACGAUGAGGUUUCGGUGACCACAGAGGCAAAGAGUGACUCUGUGAAGGAAGGUAGGAAACUGGUAGAGAAUGAAAAACCCACAAAAAUACUAAAAUCCAAGACUGAUGGACCAGAAAAUAAACAACUUUUGAAGGAGAAAUCCUUGAAAAAACACUCAAAGGAAAGGGCAUCCAAGAUGGAUGAGAAAAAAGACAAGGAAAAGAAAGAGAUCAAACAUGUCAAGAAAGAUGACGCAACUAAAAAAGAAGACAAAAAAAAAGACCCCAAAGUUGACAAGAAAAAGGACACGUCCAAACCAGAGUUGAGAAAGAUAACAAAACCUGACCUAAAACCCCUCACACCAGAGGUCAGAAAGACCCUGCACAGGGCAAAAGCGUCAAGUAAACCCAAAACCGACAAAAGCAAAGUCAAAACGGCCAAGGCAGAGCCUGCUGAACCCAAAUCUGAGGAACUAGCAGCAGAUACCAUUCAGCCUGAGCCAUUACAGAAUGGGGCUGGUGAGGGCAUGUCUGCUUCCUCCACUCCAGAGGAUCUUACCAAGCCACCAGAGAGUGCAGUGGAGACACCAGCAGAAGAAAGCAUGACCGAAUCCCCUACCCAGGAGGAGGAGAAAGAACAGGAAACUGUCUCUCAAACUCCAACGGGCACAAAGUCACCUGAGAAGGGAGCAGCCACAGCAAUGGGAUUUGAGACUGAAUCUCAAAGAAAAGAGGACAAAUUAGCACAAGAGCAUAAAGAAGAAUUUCAAGCACAGGAUGUGGAUAUCUAUGAGGAUGAGGGAGCUGCCAUUGAGGACGAUGAGGUGGAGGAAAAAGAAGGCCUGAUAGCAGAGAGGAAAAUGGUAGAGGAAGAGGAAGAUAUGGGGAUAGGGGAGGAGGAAGAGGAAGGAGAAGAUAACAGACUAGACAGGAAACAUGAGGUGGAGGAAAUGGAGAAAGCUGAAAAGCCCACAGCUAUGGCUAAAGAGGAAAGCAGAAGGCCUUCAUCCCAGGAGGAGGAAGAGGAAGAUGAAGAUGUUGUUGAAAAGGCCGAGCUGGAAGAGGUAGAAGACUUAGACGUGAUAGCUGAUGAAGAGGUCAAAGACAAACCUGAAGCGGGAGAGAAAGAAACAUCGGCCAAGAACUGGGAAAGCAAAGCAGUCGAACAGACUGCUGGAGCCAAAGAGGAGGAUGAGGAAGAUGAGGAAGGCUACAUCUCAAAUGUUGGAGGCGCUACAGCCGACAUAGUAUCAACACUGCAAGGAGCCGCUGCUGCCGAGCCCAUCUCCUUCAUUCAAGACGAAACCAUUCCCGGUUACUCCGAAACUGAACAGACCAUCUCGGAUGAGGAGAUUCACGAGGAGGCGGAAGACAGGAUACCACACCUCCAAUACGAAGUGGGUACAUAUGACAUCUCUGUCCCAGAUCAGACAGGCUCCUUGGACACCAUCCACAGGAUGAAGGAGAUGCAAGCAGCAGCUAUGGCUGAUGUAACAACCAAAGGUUUCAUGAGUGGACAGGAGCAAGUAUCAGUAUUCACUAACAUCAUGUCUGCUCCCUUGGCAGAGGAAGAACUUGUUUCCUCAGCCACAUCCAUCACGGAGUAUGAUAAAUUGUCCUCCUUUCCUACCUCUAUUGCAGAGGACCAAUUGGUUACUCCCGUCACUACACCUCAGACUGAGGAAACGGGCAAAAGCUCACUGGUUAACGAUACUGUUAACAGCGUUCCCAUGGCAAUUCCAACCGAGGCCACACAUGGGAAAGAACACUUCCACUCUGCUGGGACCAUCUCACCAACAUCAUCCUUGGAGGACGACAAGUGCUUAAAGUCACCUCCAUCUGAGGAGUGCCUUCCUGUUGUCUCUGAUGUGAAGACUGAGGAUAAGGUCAUCAAGGCUCACGACGAAGAGGAAGAAGAAGAAGACCAAACUCCUAACGUUGACAUUUCACGUGAAAAACUACAGGAGAGUUUUUGCUCUCCUCAAAUGUUCCAGGAUAGAGAAAGGGAUGUGGAAAAGCUCCCUGAGUCUCGUGUCUCCAAACCUGUUCAGGAUUUGAAGCUGGAUCAACCACCAGUUGAUGAGGAGGUAGAGCUCUUUAAGUCCAAAGAAGACAUCUCCACGGCAGUGCCUCCAAAACCCCUUUCACCUCCACCCUCUUUCUCAAAGCCAUUUAGGUCAGACUCAGUUACUUCAGAAGGUGAAGAGCGGUGCUUCAGUCCAGACGAUAGCACUGUGAAAAUGGCCUCUCCCACACAGUCUGGACCUCCCAGUGCAACCCACUCUCCUCUUCAUCAGUCGCCUGUGGAAGAAAAGACCAAGAGCUUCCCAGGACUGGAGCAUCAAACACAGGAGGACAUUCAUGAUUCAGCCACCAAAACAGACAAUGAGGAUGCGAAGAAAGAUCCAGAAGAUAAUAAGGAAAACCUAGAUGCUGCCAUCCAGAAAGAAAGUCAACGUGAGUCAGAUGCACCACCAUCUGGGGAGAAAUCAUUUGAACAAGACUUGGCGGUUACAAAAGUAGAAGAAAAAGAUGGUCUCUCCGCUUCCACAGAUGAGAUCCAACUGAAACAGGAGACAACUCCUCUUCCCUCUGAGUCAGUCACAAGGAAAGAUGAAGUUUCCUUAUUAGGAAAGGAAUCUUUACGGGAAGACAUUUCUAGUGGUGAGGCUAUACUCGGACACAGUGAUGAGGAAGAUGAUGAUGACCAUCAAGAGAAAGAAUCCAAAGUGUGCAGUAAGGCUAAAUUUCCAAAGGAGAAGGAGAGUAGCUUCUUAGAUGAUGACGACGGUGAGGAUGAUGAUGAUGAUGAUGAUACUUCUGAUGUAAAACCCAUAAAACAGGACAUGAAGGAGAAAGAGACAGAAAAGGUUGGUACCACUGAAGCUGAACCCAUCAAGGAAGAUACAGAUUUGAAAGUGAAGGAAAAAUGUGAUAUUCAUGAAGUUGAACCCAUCAAGGAAGAUAAGAAAGUAACAGAAAAGGUUGGUACGACUGAAGUUGAACCCAUCAAGGAAGAUAAGAAAGUAACAGAAAAGGUUGGUACGACUGAAGCUGAACCCAUCAAGGAAGAUAAGAAAGUAACAGAAAAGGUUGGUACGACUGAAGUUGAACCCAUCAAGGAAGAUAAGAAAGUAACAGAAAAGGUUGGUGCUACUGAAGCUGAACCCAUCGAGGAAGAUAAGAAAGUAACAGAAAAGGUUGGUACGACUGAAGUUGAACCCAUCAAGGAAGAUAAGAAAGUAACAGAAAAGGUUGGUGCUACUGAAGCUGAACCCAUCGAGGAAGAUAAGAAAGUAACAGAAAAGGUUGGUACGACUGAAGCUGAACCCAUCAAGGAAGAUAAAGAUACUUGUGGGGCCGAGCUCAUCAAGGAGAAGUGUGAACCUCUGAAAGAAGAGAAACAGAAAGAAAUAGAGACUAUAUUAACUUCUAAAGAUGAGCUAAGCUCUUGUAUCUCUACCUCUAAAUUGGAGCCAGCCUCAGACUCCACCACAACACAACAAAUAGUACAAGAGAAAGAUACCCUUGUGGCUGAAGCCAUGAAAGAUGAGACGAAAGAAAAGGAUACCUUUGACACUGAACCGAUAAGAGAAGAUAAAAUAGAAAAAGAGCGAGAUACCCUUGUCAGUGAACCGACGAAAGAAGAGCACAGAGAGAAAGAGAAGGGUGAUACAUGCAUGGCUGAAUCCACCCAGGGCGAGAAUAAAGAAAAUUAUAAUUUGUUUGAGAUGGAAGAGAACAUGGAGAAAGAGAAAGAUGAUACUCAUGUGGCUGAUGUCAGUAAAGAACGGAAGAUGGAAAAUGAGCAAGAGAAAGAAGAUACUAGUGAUUUCGAAGACGUCAAAGAUGAGACAGAUAGAGAUGAACGUUAUGAAGCUGAACCCAUCAGAGAGGAAAGCCAGAAAGAUAGAGAUGAACAUUAUGAAGCUGAACCCAUCAGAGAGGAAAGCGAGAAAGAUAGAGAUGAACGUUAUGAAGCUGAACCCAUCAGAGAGGAAAGCCAGAAAGAUAGAGAUGAACGUUAUGAAGCUGAACCCAUCAGAGAGGAAAGCGAGAAAGAUGGAGAUGAACGUUAUGAAGCUGAACCCAUCAGAGAGGAAAGCGAGAAAGAUAGAGAUGAACGUUAUGAAGCUGAACCCAUCAGAGAGGAAAGCCAGAAAGAUGGAGAUGAACGUUAUGAAGCUGAACCCAUCAGAGAGGAAAGCCAGAAAGAUAGAGAUGAACGUUAUGAAGCUGAACCCAUCAGAGAGGAAAGCGAGAAAGAUAGAGAUGAACGUUAUGAAGCUGAACCCAUCAGAGAGGAAAGCGAGAAAGAUAGAGAUGAACGUUAUGAAGCUGAACCCAUCAGAGAGGAAAGCGAGAAAGAAAAUGAAACAGCUGACAAAGUCAAAGAUGAGAAGAGCAAGGAAGAGACAGAAAAAUAUGAUUCUCAUGAGAUUGAACCUGCGAAAGAGGAGGAAGAGGAGAUGCAAGAGAAAGAUCUACGAGAGGCCUUACAGCGCACCACACAGACAAGAACGGUAGAGAAACUAGAGGUGACGUCUGCGACAAAGCUUGAGUCUACAUUUCAGGUUCAGUACUCAGAUGGAGAUGAGGAGGAGGAAGAGGAAGAUGAAUCCAUUUGUAUGACUGGUGCAGGCUCAAGACCUUUAUCAGUGGAACCUAGACAAUCAGAGCACGACAUCAUGUCUCAACAUCUGCACUCAACUCAGCCAUCAGAGAAUGUGCUUAGUGACCAAACGAAGGACCGCCACUCUGAACAGACCACUGGGCUUGUGUCCUCAUUACCGAAACGGGAGGCCUCUCCUGAUAAAGACAUCAAAGAGCAGCAUAAAGAAGGACACCAUAGACUCUCCCCUGAACUAGAAAAGGACACCAGGACAACUGAGACCACAUCAGGACCCCAUCUCAGCCAAGAGCCCACCAUUGGUUUCCCUACCAUGAAAGAGGAUCCAGUCUCUGCUAUCUCUACCACUAAAAAAGAACCAGUCUCAGAUUCCAUCACUACAGACAGCCAGGCUAUAAGUUCAACACUAUCAAGCACCGAUAGCCAGGCUAUAAGUUCAACAUUAUCAAGCACCGAUAGCCAGGCUGUAAGUUCAACACUAUCAAGCACCGAUAGCCAGGCUGUAAGUUCAACACUAUCAAGCACCGAUAACCAGGCUAUAAGUUCAACACUAUCAAGCACCGAUAACCAGGCUGUAAGUUUAGCACUAUCAAGCACCGAUAGCCAGGCUAUAAGUUCAACACUAUCAAGCUCUGACAGCCAGGCUAUAAGUUCAACACUAUCAAGCGCUGACAGCCAGGCUAUAAGUUCAACACUAUCAAGCGCUGACAGCCAGGCUAUAAGUUCAACACUAUCAAGCGCUGACAGCCAGGCUGUAAGUUCAACACUAUCAAGCACCGACAGCCAGGCUGUAAGUUCAACACUAUCAAGCACCGACAGCCAGGCUAUAAGUUCAACACUAUCAAGCGCUGACAGCCAGGCUAUAAGUUCAACACUAUCAAGCGCUGACAGCCAGGCUGUAAGUUCAACACUAUCAAGCGCUGACAGCCAGGCUGUAAGUUCAACACUAUCAAGCGCUGACAGCCAGGCUGUAAGUUCAACACUAUCAAGCGCUGACAGCCAGGCUGUAAGUUCAACACUAUCAAGCGCUGACAGCCAGGCUGUAAGUUCAACACUAUCAAGCGCUGACAGCCAGGCUGUAAGUUCAACACUAUCAAGCACCGAUAGCCAGGCUGUAAGUUCCACUCUCUCGAGCACCGAUAGCCAGGCUGUAAGUUCCACUCUCUCGAGCACCGAUAGCCAGGCUGUAAGUUCCACUCUCUCGAGCACCGAUGGCCAGGCUGUAAGUUCCACUCUCUCAAGCACCGACAGCCAGGCUGUAAGUUCCACUCUCUCGAGCACCGAUAGCCAGGCUGUAAGUCUCUCAAGCACCGAUAGCCAGGCUGUAAGUUCCACUCUCUCGAGCACCGAUAGCCAGGCUGUAAGUUCCACUCUCUCGAGCACCGAUAGCCAGGCUGUAAGUUCCACUCUCUCAAGCACCGAUAGCCAGGCUGUAAGUUCCACUCUCUCGAGCACCGAUAGCCAGGCUGUAAGUUCCACUCUCUCGAGCACCGAUAGCCAGGCUGUAAGUUCCACUCUCUCAAGCACCGACAGCCAGGCUGUAAGUUCCACUCUCUCGAGCACCGAUAGCCAGGCUGUAAGUUCCACUCUCUCGAGCACCGAUAGCCAGGCUGUAAGUUCCACUCUCUCGAGCACCGAGAGCCAGGCUGUAAGUUCCACUCUCUUGAGCACCGAUAGCCAGGCUGUAAGUUCCACUCUCUCGAGCACCGACAGCCAGGCUGUAAGUUUCACUCUCUCGAGCACCGAUAGCCAGGCUGUAAGUUCCACUCUCUCGAGCACCGAUAGCCAGGCUGUAAGUUCCACUCUCUCGAGCACUGAUAGCCAGGCUGUAAGUUCCACUCUCUCGAGCACCGAUAGCCAGGCUGUAAGUUCCACUCUCUCGAGCACCGAUAGCCAGGCUGUAAGUUCCACUCUCUCGAGCACCGAGAGCCAGGCUGGUGUGGAGGAAUCCCCCCAGCAUGAAACACUGCUGCCUUCUAUUACAACAAGCAAAGAAGCAUCUAAUACGGAUGAAAAGGCGAAGCAUGUUUCUCAAAAAGGAGAGGAGAAACCAGGCAAGGAAGCUGAGAGGGAAUUGGAAACAGAGCGGGAAGUUGCUUCCCCGGGACACACAAAACCUUGUUCAUAUUUUCUCUUGGAUAAAGAUUCUGCAAAGUUUCCGGAGGAAGUGGGCCAAAUUGAUGCUACAAAAGCAGACAGUGCCUCUGAAAAUGUGGAAGGUUUUGACAAAAUGAGAACAGAGAAGGAGGCGAUCAGUGUGGGCUUGCAAGAAGAAAAUCAGGGCUUUGGCAUGUCUAAGUAUGAACCCGAUGAAAAGCCCAUUUCGAAAGCAGAGGCAUCAGACAAUAAAGAAGCCAGUGAGGUUUCUAGAGAGUUUGAUCAGUCAGCACAUAUUGGCGUUGAUGAUAACAGGAGAACUAGGCAGGCAGACGCUGGUGCAGCUGAAUUCGACUCAGAGGACGAGGAAAAAGAGGAACCGCUGUCAUUCAGUAGCGUUGAUUACACUCCCCCACGUUUCACAGAGAGCGAGAGAAGCCCCAGUUGUAGCCCAAGUGCCUUCCCUGAACACAAUGACAAAGAGAAAGGUCAAGAAGAAGAGAGUGAUAGGAAGGAGGGACAUGCUACACCACACGUGGAAAACAGCUUUGCAUAUUCAGAGACUCAAGACAACAAAACCACCCCAGCAGAGCCAUGCUCAUUACCUUUCAAUCUCAAAGAAGAUAAACCUGAAAAAGUUGAGAAAGAUGAAAUGAAGGAUGAUGCCUGGUCGGCCCCUCAAACAUCUACAGGAGAGACGGACAAGACUGGAGCAUCUCCUAGUAUAGAGGAGUAUCUGCCAGUCCAGUCAUGCAGAAAGGAAACAGCCUCUCUGUCAUGGGGCCAAUCCAACCUUGGUGCCCAAGCCUCAGCUACUGCCAUGCUUUUUGAAGACAUCCCUGAGAAGCAGACAACAGAGAAGGAAAAAGAUGAGCCAGUGAAAGACAAGUUGGAUUCAUCUGAUAGUGAGCGAGGAGACUCUCCCUCUGGUCGCUACUCACCAGCGGAGAAAGACAUGUUACCCCGUCAAGUUUCGCCUAAGGAAAAGGAAAAUCAGGCUACUGCUGCCCCCCUGGCCGCGUACUCAGGACAUCUCAUAGACGAUAAUGUUCUUGCAUCUGAGUACACUCAAAUUGGCAGCUCUAUCACCAGUAAAUCUACAAUGGGCUAUUCUGAGAGAGAAGACACCCCGGACAGUGUGUAUAAGAGGCUACUGGUGGUGGGAGAGGAUUAUGAUGAUGAUGAUGACGAUGAUGAUGAUGAAGAUGAGGACGGUGAAGAUGCGGAGGAAGAAGAAGAAGAAGCCAGUGAUCUAGAUGUGGAGAAGGGUGCAAGAGAGCAGUCUGAAAAAGAAAUCUGUAAAACGACAUCGGAUGAUACCACGCCUUCUAAACUUCUUGUUACAGAAGAAGAGGACAAGAAGGCCCUCUCACCCGAACCCAACCUCCUCAAAAAGGAGGAACCUACCCAUUCAAUGACCACAAUCUGCCCUCCACUGGUAGAUACUGCAGAUUCCCUUUUGAAGAAUGUAGUUGGUGCCUCGCCACUCCAGUCUGGCAGUUCCACUGCAAUAGAACAAACAGGAUCUGGAGGAUAUCCUUCUGAAUCUUCAGAGUUUUCUGAGGACAGCCAGCUGGGGUUAAAGGAGGAGAGGUUUGACAGUCCUGACCUAUCUCUGCCCACCAAGUCCAGUGAAGAUAAACAUUACAGUCAGGGAGACAUUGAAGCUGAGAGGCAGAGAAGCCCAGAUACCGCUAGUCGAAAACCAGAGGAAGCUCCUUCGUCUUACCUCCCAUCUGCCUCAGCUUCUCUAUCAACAAGCCACCAGUUCCGAGAGGAGGUAGAGAGUCCCGUUACAGUGUCUAGUGCCCCCUACAGGACAGAUUCUGAGGUUGCUUCCUUUGAGUAUUCUUCAUUCAAAGAUGAAGAAUCCUCAGUCAAGCACUCAAUCCUCUCAACCACAAGGGUAAUACUAAAAGAGGAGUACCUAGAAGCCUCUGAAAAGCUUACCUCAACAACUACAACUACAUUCAGUCUGACACAAGUCUCUCCAGUCUUACCCACUCCAGCCAAAGACACUAUUCAACAAGACACAUCAUCAAGCCAUAAAAUGGACAAGGGUCAGACCUCUGAUACCUUUCAUAAACUUGAGGGCAUUGUUGAAACCAAAACCAUGUCUGCUGGGGCUUCAGAACCAUUAAGUUCCCAGCUGUCCAAACCCGCUGAAACCAUAUCCACUUCAAGGGCUCUCUUUGAUGUUUCCCCAUUGCAAAGAGCUGACUCUCCUGACAGAGAAUCCCAGGGCUCAUUGGACAGCAAAGAGUCCUACACUCUUCCAUGCCGCAUUGAAUGCCAGAAAUCUUCAGUGACAGAGCAAAAAGAAGGCAUGCUGUCCAUAACUGAGACACACAUGGUCACCAUCGUCUCCAGUACAACCACAACAGUGACCCAAUCUGAUGUGGUGACAAAACCACAGGAGUCAACUGAAGCCUCUUCCAAUGGGCCUACUGAGGUUCGCACAAGUGCCCAAGACGUCUUCAGUGAAGCAAGCAAAGCCUCUUGUGCCACAAUGUCAGAUCUACCUAAAUCUGAUCUGCUUAAAUCUGAUCAGAAAAAGGAGGAAGAAGAAGAAGAGACAAAGAAAGAUAAAGAUCAGAUGGAAAUGAAAGUGGAGGAGAAGAAAGAGAGCAAAGUAGAGACCCUAAAGGAGGACAAGGAAAUGCCAGAGCAAAAGGAUAAGGAGAAGAAAGAGAUGGCUGGAGAGGAGGAAGAGGUAGAGGAAAAGCAAUUGGAGGAGAAAGACGGGAAGGAGGAGGAGAAGAAAGACCAGGCUGAUGAGGAGAGUGAAAAGGAGAAGGAGAGGAAAGAGGGAGAGAAAGAGAAAGUAGAGGAUAAAAAAGCAGAGAAACCGGAAGAGAAGAUGUCCGAAAGGAGAAGGAGUAGCUUAUCUGACUGGGAACUCCUACAAGGGCCGGGCGCAUGCCCAAGCGCCCCUCCAGGCUAUGAAGAUGACAGGGAAGAGGAGGAGGAAGUGUACGAAACGGAAGAAGCAGAAGAAGCAGAGGAAGAAUAUGGCGAAGAAGAAUGCGUAGCUCCAGGCCAGCCCACCCCUCUGUCCACAGCAGAACAUGCCCACCAUACAAAGGCAUCUGCCAAAAUAGAUGGAGUAUCCAGUCGUCCCACUGACCUGCAUAUGGAGGCUACCUCCUCGUCCCCCCCUAGCUACUCCUCAUGUGAAUACAAACACAGCAAAGGAGAAAUCUCCCCAUCCUUCAUCAACCCAAGUCCACACGCCCUCUCCAGCGAUGAUGGCGAAGAGGACAAAGGGAGCGACCACUCUCUUGAGGGGGAUGAAGACGACCGCGAGCAACACUCGGUCAAGAGGAGGUCUCACAAGCAGAAGCGACAUCUCACUCAAUGUGGAGCUACUGGAGCAGGGGAGGGGUCGCAACCAGUUUCCAUGCCUCCUGGUGGCAUGGCAACUGGACUCGGGGUGGUGCUAGCUGGAGAGGAGACGCCCCCCACAUCAGUGAGCGACUCAUUAGCUUCGGAGUCUGACUCAGACGUACCUCCAGAGACCGAGGAGUGCCCGUCGAUUACAGCAGAGGGAAACCUGGACUCAGACGAAGAUGCAGAACACCUGCCGGUGGACAAACUAUCUGCAUCUGCCACCGGAGGGGGCCAUCAACCCCCCUCGCCCAGAUCAGCUGCGAAGGCCCACGACCCCAUACCUGCCCCUAUGAAGGACCCCCUCCCUCACCCGCCACACCCUGAUGUGUGCAUGGUGGACCCAGAGGCCCUCUCUAACGACCAGAGCAGCACGGAGAAACUUCUCAAGAAGGAUCACAAGACAACGAAGAGCCUGCGGAAGGGCCUGGGCAAACCUAAGUCUGCGUCCCCAGCCCGGAAGGGGAAGAGGUCCACCACCCCUGUGAAGCAGACCUCCAAGGACUCCUCGCCUCGAUCGGCCUCUCUGAGAAGGAGGGACACGGAAAGGAGCUCCAGGCUGAUGCAGAAGUCCGAGGGCCUGGGAUCCAAGGGGGACCUACACGCUCCAGGGAAAGGCCUGGUGAACGGCGUCAAGAGCAAUUUGGGUACCAACUCCCAGAAAUCUAGUUCAGCCGUCCCCCCUGGGCCUCCAAUCUAUGUGGACCUGGCCUACGUGCCCAACCACUGCAGUGCCAAGAAUGUGGACCAGGAGUUCUUCAAGCGGGUGCGUGCUGCGUACUACGUGGUGAGCGGCAACGACCCGGCCGGUGGAGAGCCUAGUCGUGGUGUCCUGGAUGCCCUUUUGGAGGGCAAGGCCACAUGGGGCUCCAAUCUACAGGUGACUCUGAUCCCUACUCAUGACACGGAGGUGACACGGGACUGGUACCAGCAGACGCACGAGAAACAGCAGGACCUGAACAUCAUGGUCUUGGCCAGUAGCAGCACAGUGGUCAUGCAGGAUGAGUCCUUCCCUGCCUGCAAGAUUGAGUUCUAAGUUCUGCACCCGUUGCUAUUUUACCUUCCUCUUCCUCCUCUUCCUCAUCCGUGCUACUCUUUAUCCUCCCAUAUGUAAGACUCCAUUGCAUUUGCUGUCGUAUUCGGCAUGUGCACUAGCUUCCAACUGGUCAGUGUUAUCUGAUAACAGCUACGGUAUGUCAGGCAGAAGCAUAGCUAAAGUACAGGGUACACGGUAGCUGUACAAAGGUGUGAUGUAUAUUUCUUUCAAUUAUGCUUUCCAUUUAAACAACAUACUUGCAUGAUUAAAAACACCUCUUUAUUA
This is a messenger RNA of Oncorhynchus keta (chum salmon), 13185 nucleotides long. RefSeq names its product microtubule-associated protein 1B-like. Gene Ontology annotation, biological process: axonogenesis; dendrite development; regulation of microtubule depolymerization. Gene Ontology annotation, molecular function: actin binding; microtubule binding. The record is from RefSeq and is a predicted model, not a curated record. Lineage: Eukaryota; Metazoa; Chordata; Actinopteri; Salmoniformes; Salmonidae. The transcript is spliced from 7 exons. Gene Ontology annotation, cellular component: microtubule; dendrite; synapse. Bases 31 to 12900 code for a protein of 4289 amino acids.